GAUCAUGUCGACAGCAUCCGCCGCCUCGUCCUCCUCCUCGUCUUCUGCCAGUGAGAUGAUCGAAGCGCCAUCGCAGGUCCUUAACUUCGAAGAGAUCGACUACAAGGAGAUCGAAGUGGAAGAGGUUGUCGGAAGAGGAGCUUUUGGAGUAGUUUGCAAAGCUAAAUGGAGAGCAAAAGAUGUUGCUAUUAAACAGAUAGAAAGUGAAUCUGAGAGGAAGGCUUUCAUUGUGGAGCUCCGGCAGUUGUCACGUGUGAACCAUCCUAAUAUUGUAAAGUUGUAUGGAGCCUGCCUGAAUCCAGUAUGUCUUGUGAUGGAAUAUGCAGAGGGAGGCUCAUUGUAUAAUGUGCUGCAUGGUGCUGAACCAUUGCCUUACUACACUGCUGCUCAUGCCAUGAGUUGGUGUUUACAGUGUUCCCAAGGAGUGGCUUAUCUGCACAGCAUGCAGCCCAAAGCUCUAAUUCACAGGGACCUCAAGCCUCCAAACUUGCUGCUGGUUGCAGGAGGGACAGUUCUAAAAAUCUGCGAUUUUGGUACAGCUUGUGACAUCCAGACACACAUGACCAAUAAUAAAGGGAGUGCCGCGUGGAUGGCGCCCGAAGUGUUUGAAGGUAGCAAUUACAGUGAGAAGUGCGAUGUCUUCAGCUGGGGUAUUAUCCUUUGGGAAGUGAUAACACGCCGGAAACCCUUUGAUGAGAUCGGUGGCCCAGCUUUCAGAAUCAUGUGGGCUGUUCAUAAUGGCACUCGACCUCCGCUGAUCAAAAAUUUACCUAAGCCCAUUGAGAGCUUGAUGACCCGCUGUUGGUCUAAGGACCCUUCUCAGCGCCCUUCAAUGGAGGAAAUUGUGAAAAUAAUGACUCACUUGAUGCGGUACUUCCCAGGAGCGGAUGAGCCGUUACAGUAUCCUUGUCAGUACUCUGAUGAAGGGCAGAGCAACUCAGCCACCAGCACAGGCUCAUUCAUGGACAUUGCUUCUACAAAUACCAGUAAUAAAAGUGACACAAAUAUGGAACAAGUUCCUGCUACAAACGACACUAUUAAACGCUUGGAAUCAAAACUGUUGAAAAACCAGGCAAAGCAACAGAGUGACUCUGGACGCCUGAGCUUGGGAGCCUCUCGUGGAAGCAGUGUGGAGAGCUUGCCCCCAACGUCUGAGGGCAAGAGGAUGAGUGCUGACAUGUCUGAAAUAGAAGCGAGGAUCGUGGCAACUCCAGCCUAUUCCAAGCCUAAACGGGGCCACCGUAAAACCGCUUCAUUUGGCAACAUUCUGGAUGUCCCUGAGAUCGUCAUAUCAGGCAACGGGCAACCAAGGCGUAGAUCCAUCCAAGACUUGACUGUUACUGGAACAGAACCUGGUCAGGUGAGCAGUAGGUCAUCCAGCCCUAGUGUCAGAAUGAUCACUACCUCAGGACCAACCUCAGAGAAGCCAGCUCGCAGUCAUCCUUGGACCCCUGAUGAUUCCACAGAUACUAAUGGCUCAGAUAACUCCAUCCCAAUGGCAUAUCUUACACUGGAUCACCAGCUACAGCCUCUAGCACCAUGCCCAAACUCCAAGGAAUCCAUGGCAGUGUUCGAACAGCAUUGUAAAAUGGCACAGGAGUAUAUGAAAGUUCAAACAGAAAUCGCAUUGUUACUACAGAGAAAGCAAGAACUAGUUGCAGAAUUGGACCAGGAUGAAAAGGACCAGCAAAAUACAUCUCGUCUGGUACAGGAACAUAAAAAGCUUUUAGAUGAAAACAAAAGCCUUUCUACUUAUUACCAGCAAUGCAAAAAACAACUAGAGGUCAUCAGAAGCCAGCAGCAGAAACGGCAAGGCACUUCAUGAUUCUCUGGGACCUUUAAAUUUUAAAAUAUGCAAAGACCUUUUUUUAAGAAAAGACAAACCAUUAUAACAGUUCAUGAGUGUUAGCUUUUUGGCGUGUUCUGAAUGCCAAAUGCCUCUAUUUGCUGCAUUUGUUAUGUCAGUUAUUUUUCUUCUUAUGGUGGAUAUAAAAUCCACUGUCUUGUUGCAUCAGACGAUAGCACCUGUGGCUUGGGAAGGCAAGAGUUCUCAGCUUCAGAGCACUUGAAGUGAACUUGGCUGUAUAUGCAUGCUUCUGGUGUGAGCUACCUGACAGGUGGGGUAUCACACUGGCUACUGUGUGGAAGCAUCGUCUUUUCUCUGUAGUAAAAGGUGGGACCUCAAGAAUUUUCUACAUAGCGCUCAUCUCAAAAAUCUGGUAUUUCCCCCUAUAGAUGGUAUGCACCAAUGUAAAGACAGGGUAUUAAAAUAACUGGUGGUACAUUACAGAGGGACAGAACGUUGAGGCUGAGUUCAAGACAGGGUUUGUGCCCACACAUCCUGGUCAAUACAAACUGUAGUCCCAGCAGUUAGUGUUAAAGGUAAGUUCGGCAGCUGUGUGUGUGAAAGCCAGUUUGCUGAUUUUCAUAAGGCUGAGCAACGCCUCUGCGACACUGAUGACACACUCUUUUCUACACUCUUCCCGUUUUCAGUCCUGGGUGAAAACAGAAGCUUUUCUGACUUUUAAUAUUGGUAGAAGAUGAAAUUGAAAGAUCAUGAUGUAACUUAAUGAUCCUUCUUGUAGCAGUUACUGAAUUGUUUUAUGAUAUAUUUGAAGAAAAUUGAAAAAUAAUGGAAACACAAAUAAUUGGCCCAGCUAAAAAUAAAAAAGGCUUGAGCUUAGAUAUCUUAUGUGUCUCUUAUACCAAAUAAGGAAGACAGCAGGCAAAUCAGAAGACUGGAAUAAGGAAGAUAAAAGAGUAAAAUUAAACCUACUUUUUGUAGCUAUUUGGAGGAUUUGUUUCCUCUGAAGUCAUUUCUGGAAUGCCUGCUGCCUUCCCAUGCUUUUAAGAGAAUUUGAACACUUACAAAGAGAGUAUUUAUAUUGUUAACAAUAAGUUUACUACCAACCUUCAAAAUAACUUAAACGUAAUAAUAAAAUCCCAUUAAAAAAGAUAAAUUCCCUAAGAUCUAUUUUUUCACUCCAUGUUAACACAUUUUGAUACCACUCCAUGAAUGUCUUUUAAAUCGGAUGCCGUCAGCUUCACUUUUAUAGUGUUCAUGUUUGUAAAAAGAAUAUCUGGAACUAAAAGAUGAUCACUGUGGUCCUUAGACUGGACAUCUAGCAUGUAUCUGCUGUGUUCCAGAUGAGCACAAGAAGCUAUCAGAGGUGUUCUUUAAGGCUAAAACAGAUAACCUUUUUUGUUAUUUUUUCCUCUGGGAGUUUUAUAAUGUAUCCCUUCUGUAUACAGUAAAGGUAAGGGACAGUUUAUAGCAACAUGUGCCUUCCUCAAAAUCUGUUAGUAGAAAGCUCCUGGGAGCUAAGUGUCUUCUUUCACUUAAAUAAAAAAGAAGAUUAUAUUCCCAUAUUCUAUUAGGUGAAGUGAAUGUUGAACUCAGCGUUAGUAGUCAAAUAAAACUGACACAGAAGAUAGCUGUAGACUGAGACAAAAGACCAGCUCCGCCCUGUCACUGCUACCUGUGUGUACAUCUGGCACUCCGCGGAAGGGCCAUGGUCUCUGUGAGGCAGCAUGUUGAAAGUAUCUUGACUUUGCAGUAGAUUCUAUGUUACAUGGAUGCAAGCUCAUUUCUAGCCAGUUGUUUUGCAAGAUCAUCCUACAACUAAAGGAAAUUUUGUUAUCAUCAUCGUAUGUAGUCAUGUGAUGAAAGUAUUCAAAUAACCAAAUGAAAGAAAAUGCUAUAUUUACUCACGGUACCAAUGUCAAAAGAUUGUUAGCAGUUAGUUGCUUAUUUAUGCUCAGUUCCUUGGGGUUUUCAAUACUAUAGUCCUGGACAGCCUUAAGUAAGUGCAUCGCCACACUCACAUGUAUUUUUAAAGCUCCAGCUACCCAGAAGGUGAGCACACCAUCCGUACUUGAAAUCUGUACCAGUUUCCUCAGUGUCUCUACCUAUAAAACCUUCAAAUAACCAACAUACCAAGGAGCCAGAUGGUCACUAAUUGUUCUACAAUUUAUUCAAGCCUCACUUCUUGGCUGGAAGUCGAAAACAGGCAGACAGGUUUGUAAAUUGAUGACCAAGAACCAGACAGUUCCUGCAGACACUAGUGGCAUUUUGUUUUCGCUUCCAGGAAAAGAAGCAAGGUUGUGUGGUGUGCAGGGAAGCCCUCCUCAGCAAUAAAACCAUGCUCUGGGUUGAAUUAAAGUCAGUUAAGAACGUUACUUUGCAGUCACCUGUCAUACUGAAAACAUCUACUUAAAGUUAUUUACAAGUGGUCAGCUAUUUUUUGCUGAAGUAUUUUUAAGUAGUGAAUGUCUUUUUCCUUCAAAUUUCUGUCAUGCUCCCAAGUCCACCUCCUACUGCAGCCAGAGGUUACCGGUGGUUUUGUUUCCCCCUCCUCCGUGUGUGUGUGUGUGUGUGUGUGUGUGUGUGUGUGUGUGUGUGUGUGUGUGGUCUUUAACACCCAGCUCCUCUCUUCACAAGCUAGUAAGUUCUACUUUUACUCCUGUCGUUCAAGUAUUUCUUGUAAGAUGAUGUGAUGCAGAAAUUCUUGUGGAUACUAUGUAACUGAAGGAGGCUUUUUGGAUUUAUUUUUGUUUUUAAUAAAAUUCAGAUUGUUAUUUCAGGCUGGUAUGUAGAAAUGGUAGCUGGCUUCUCUGCGCGACUGAGCUGUGGGUUUGUCCAGUGGUGUUUAUACCUCAUGCACACAAAUAGCUGAAUCACCAGUUUCCUAGGAUACUCAGCAUGCUGUAUCAUAAUCAUGAGUCAUCGGGCUGGAGAGAAGGCUCAGCAGUUAAGGCCACUCACUACUGCAGAGAACUAAGGUUCUGUGCCCAGCACCCACAUGGAGACUCACAACUCUCUGCAACUCCAGUUCCAGGAGAUCUGACUCCUUAUGUUCUUGAGGGUUCUUGUACACAUACAGACACACAUUACUUAAGUGAGAAAAAAAUCCUCUUUAUUUUUUCAUGGGCCUUCUUUAUAUUUUUGGAGUACAGCAUAAAAGUGACUGACUUCUCACUGCAAACUUCUUAUUGUUUUUUCUAAGCUACAGUAAGCAUUUUGCUUUAUAUCAAGUAACCCUCCAGCUUAUUAGAUAAGCACACAUAUUUUAAUUUCUAUCCUUUAGUUUCCUUGCUCCUUCAGUAUUUAGUGAUAAGCUAAGCUACUGUUACUAAUGUCAAGCUCCAUGUUCAUGUUGGCCUCACUGUAGAAGCAUCCCUUAGCAUCCUGUAAGAUGCCAAGGGCUAGGUAGGGUUCCUAAGGUGAGCCUUUGUCCCUGGAUCUGCUCUUCUGCCAUCUCCAUCUGUGUGGGUGGAGUCACUUGUGUGGAGACUGCCCAUUAAUCAGCAGAGGAAACAUUUCUACACCUCCUCAACCCAAAUAUCUGUUCUGGAUGACUGCGGCGUUCUUAAUGUCCCCGUGAAUUGGAGGGUGCUUCAGUGUUGGCACUUAACUCAGUUGGAAUUCGCUUUUCCAUCCGAGAGACAAAAUGCCCAAAAUGGAAGUACAAGUAAAGCGUACUGGGCCAACUGAAAGAAGAUCCGCCAGCACACAGGAACUAAGCUGUGGUCUGAACUCUGUCAUCUUUGCUGUGGUGAUAUUUUUGUUUCUGUCUAUUAGAAAGACUUAUAUUUAAUUAAGGCAUAAUUAUGUAUAAUAAACUACAUCCAUUUCAAAGUG
Molecule: messenger RNA, 5641 nt
Organism: Grammomys surdaster
Lineage: Eukaryota; Metazoa; Chordata; Mammalia; Rodentia; Muridae
Gene: Map3k7
Product: mitogen-activated protein kinase kinase kinase 7
Exons: 17
Coding region: 5-1825 (606 amino acids)
Biological process (GO): JNK cascade; positive regulation of canonical NF-kappaB signal transduction; protein phosphorylation
Molecular function (GO): MAP kinase kinase kinase activity; ATP binding; magnesium ion binding
Source: RefSeq, a predicted model, not a curated record